GCCGGGGCUCAGUGUUUGAUGUUUCUACAUCCAUUGCGGCGGCGCUUGAUAUGUUGAGUGGUGGCGCUUGUUGUGGAAUCCUGGAGAAUCAAAUGGCUCUGCCUGUUUUGGUUGCUGGCACCCAAUCCCCUCUUGCGUGGAGGGGACGCGGCCCUGUGGCCUGUGGCCCUAACGACCGCCUGGUCCGCCGCUGGGCGUUAUUGUUACGGCUUCAGCAAUGGCGCUCAACAGGGAUAUGCACCCCCGCAACCGCUACAAGGACAAACCACCUGACUUCGCAUUGCUGGCCAGCAGAAACCCCGAAUUCAAGAAGCACGUGCAGACAGACCUCUCCGGCCGUGUGCGGCUGAACUUCAAGGAGCCGGAAGCUGUGCGUGCACUCACCUGUGCCCUCCUGCAGGAGGAUUUUGGACUGAGCAUCGAAAUCCCUCUGGAGCGCCUCAUCCCAACCCUGCCUCUCCGCCUCAACUAUAUCCACUGGGUGGAGGAUCUGCUAGGCAGCAGCUUGAGCAGGGACCCCGAGAAAUCAGUGCAUGGCAUUGACAUCGGCACAGGCGCCUCGUGCAUCUACCCACUACUCGGUGCCACCAUGAACGGUUGGCACUUCCUGGCCACCGAGGUGGACAACGUGUGCUUCACCUACGCCACCCAGAACGUGGCGCGAAAUGGUCUGCAGGGGCUCGUGCGCGUCAUGAAGGUGCCGCAGAAGACGCUGCUGGUGGAGGCGCUGAACGAAGAUCCCGAGUUGGCGUACGACUUUUGCGUGUGCAACCCGCCAUUCUUUGCCAACCAGCAGGAGGCCUAUGGCGUCAACUCUCGCAACUCUCACCGGCCGCCCCCCAGCUCGGUGAAUACUGGCGGCGCCACGGAGAUCAUGGCUGAGGGAGGCGAGUUGGAGUUCGUUCGCAAGAUCAUCCACGACAGCCUGCAGCUGCAGAAGAGAAUCCGGUGGUACACGUGCAUGCUGGGUAAAAAGUGCAGUCUGGCGCCGUUGAAGGAGGAGCUACGGAGAUGUGGGGUGCCACGAACAACCACCACCACAUUCUGCCAAGGUCGCACUAUGCGUUGGGCCCUCGCCUGGAGCUUCCACCACAACCUCGCUGUGCCGUCACCCCCCGCCAAGCGGCGGAAGCUGGACAAUCAGAAAAAGCCGAUCACGUUCUUUGUUGCCGCCGCCGCCGCCGCCGCCACCGGCGGCGACACGGGGCAGCAGCUGCCCACUCGCGACGUGCCGCCCCCUAGUCCGGUGGAGCGUGUCUCCGUGCAUCUCGAGACGCUCCUCGCCGAGUUGAAGGUGCAACACAGACGUGUGCCGUGCGGGACGGGUGAAGUCAGCCUCAUGCUCACGGCUCCAGAGAACACGUGGAUCCACUUGCGUCGCAAACGCCGGCAGUCGCUGCAGACCAACGAUGCGCCGGAGCCCCCCGAGAGCUGUUCCACACAGGCCCCGACACUCAAACAAGACAGCCGCUCGCCCGCAAAACACAGCAGUUCCGACGAAUCUGAUCCAAAAGCACCCUCGUCAACAUCGCCGCAACCGCAACCACCACCACCACCACAACUGUCGUCGGCACAGCAGCCAGACCAGGACGAGCAGAGCAGUGGUCAGGGGUCCUCGAGGGAUGAUGGGACGGAGCCGCACAAGAAUGGGAAAUGCAUGGCUGCUUGGAAGCUCACGGAGGCCAACGAACCAAGGGAAGGCCGCGUCGCCGCAAGUGACGACGCGGCGGACUUGAGCGUCGGCGAAAAGGCGGUCGGCGUAAGUGGGGAGCCUCAGGGAACGCCGCCGGGUGGAUUCGUGCUCAAAUGCCAGGUGGUUGUGCGGGAUGAGAGCAGGAUGGUGCCUGCGGGUGGCGGCGGCGGCCAUGGCCGUAGUGGCGACGUGGCGGUUGAUAUGUACUGGAUAGACGGGCAACAUCGUGAACUGCUUAACCAGCUGUCGUGCACUCUUCGCAACAAAAUGCUCCGGCUCGGAGGGCAGCAGGCAUUGUAAGGUGGCCUGCAACACCAUCUUCACGUGUGGACUGUCCCCACCACCCAUUAUCAUCCGUUAACCCCCCCCCACACCCCUGCUCUCGACAUGAAGCAAACUUAUACCAGCAUUUUUGCACGGGUCACAUUAUGGGUAAAGUAUUCGAAAUCAUUCUCUUUGUAGGAGCCUUCAAGACAUAAUUUUGCAGCAUCAUUUCAAAAUAAAUUGAAGCAAAAAAACUAAUGAUAAUAUACUGAAACAAUUUUAAUAGUGAAGUUAAUGCUGGUGAUGAAAGUUAAUAUUUUAUUUAAUCGGCUAUAAUAAAUUACAUAUUCCCCAAUGAUAAAAGUUAUUUUUAAAAAAAGAGGCAUGUUGGAGCUUGUCAUGUAUGGAGGCAGAGGGUGUCUGUACCUACGCAAAAAUAUUAAUUCAGACGGCCGAUAGAUUUUUUUUCCAUCACUUUCCUAUCCAUGCACAUUGAAUUUAAACGCACACAGGCAUCGCAUCCACCUGUCUGUCAGUGACCUGCAGGUCAUCCGUAACAGUGAAACAAAAUGUCAGAAAAGAAACAUACCAGACUGGAACAGCAUGUUUGUGCCAUGCCAUGUGUGUGCCAUGUUGGGGUAGCGUAGUGGCUUGUGUCCUCACUAUUAUAGGGCCAGUUUUCAUGCAAUCGGACGAUGCAUUUUAUUUUGCCUGUUAAUGUCUGUAGAUGCCAGCAUCUCCUUGGAUAGUAGAUGUUUCGAGACUUAAUUUGUAAUUUUAAUUCAGAAUUGGCGAAGCGAUGUCAAAUCCUACAUCAAAAACGAUGUUUUACUUGCAAAUACACCUCAACAAAUGAUCAUCUUCCGUUGACAACUGUAGUUGCCAAAGGGUGCCGUGGUUUUUUUUCACGAGUGCUAAUUCUCCGUUUGCGUCUCACUUGCUGAAUAUUUUUUUUUUAAUUCUGGUGUUGUCGGAAUGUAGUUAAAGGAGGAGUAAGGGGGGGGGGGCAUUUACUUCAAGGACUAGAGUAAGCGGGGGAGGCUCCUUAUCAAGGUGAAGGCUCAGGAAAGGAUUUGAGACAUCUGGCACGCGGUCCAAGGCGUGAAGCUGCUUAACGCCUAAAAGCUCGAGGAGAUUGCAUAAAGCAAAGUCGCAGCCUCUUCAAUGCCACGGUUAAUAUUUCUGAUGUAAGGCUCAAGGCCCAGGAAACACGAGACCACUUUGUCUUGUCCAAGCAAGUAUCAAAUUGGCGUCAGGCACCAGAACAAGACGACGAACUCCCUUCUGUCUGGAAUGCGUUUUGUUUGUUCCGAUGUCACCAGACCUUCCUGGCUCGUUGUGUGAAGUGUAUCGACAGCUUGGUCUGAAUGAGACUUUUUUUUUUCCUUGUAAACUUCAAAUAAUAAAACCAAUAUCAUCGGAAGUAGUCCACAACAAAGGGAUCAUUGUUGAAACAAAUAAUUCGUGUAUUUACCCUUGUUAAGGCAUUGUUCUUUUGAUGACAAUGCAGUGGCACGUUCCAGACAUGGGCCUGGAAACCUGACGCCGUGCUUCACUUGGUUAUCCAAUGUAACGGAUCACGCAGGUAAAGGACCCAAUUUAUUAUUGGCUGCAUUGACCUGACAUCUAUUCCAAUACGGUAAAACCUUGGAUUGCGAGUAACUUGGUCUGCGCGAGUGUUUUGCAAGACGAGCAAAAAAUGUAAGUAAAUAUUUUUGUUGAUAAACGAGCGAGGUCUUGCCAAUAUGAGCAGCACGUCGACGCUUUGUCCACCGAGCGUCACGUGAUCACGACUGAUAUACGAGUGCUUUGGAUUACAAACACGUUUCCGGAACGAAUUAUGCUCGCACUCCAAGGCUUUACUGUGUAUGCCACCUGCCUGAUAUCGAGUCUCUUGGUCCUUAGUUUUAAACUGCAUGGUGGCCUCAUGUCCUCAGGGCUCGAGAGGCCACUUGCCCCCAGGGCACCCUGAUGGCCUCGCCGACUGCCACUCGGCAUUUGAUUCGUGUAAGGAUUUUUUUUUUUUUUGCUGGGCCAGGUCGUGGAAGAGUGAGUGGUGGCUUGGCCACAUUUAACUUUGCGUUUCCGUGAAGCCAGUGUUCGAACAAGCAAAAAUGUUAAACAUUUGUUACGCGACUUUUACAAAAUGCUAAUUAUGCUUCGUUUAUCCAUACAGUGGUCACCGACAAGUACUGAUCAUCGACUUUAGAACACCAUUCCAGUGCCUAGCACUUGGAGAAUUUAGCCAAUGCGGGGGGGGGGGGGGGGUUUAGUCCCUCGUCUAUAAUGACUAAUUAAGCUGAUAUUAAAUGCGCCUUUUGUACGUCGUGCUAGGCAUCACCGCCCCCACACUCUCCCCCUGACAACAUCUCUGCUACAUGCCCCCCACCAGGGCAAUCCACACGCACACACCAAUACCAACAGCCGCCAUUCGCUGUUAAGUGACGGUGACGUCACCACGGCGCCCGUGCCAGGCUGGGUGCACUUUGAGGUCACGUGACGUGUCGAAGGCUCGCUGACAGGAGGAGGUCACGGGACAGACCCAGGUGCCAUGGGUUGGCUGAGAUGACCAGAAGAUGCAUCGGCCGGUACCCCCCGACUGUGCCAGCUUUUGCUGCAUUUUGGCCGCCCGGCGCUCCGCUCCUUGUGAGCGUCUCUCCUCUGCCCUCAGUUGUUGCUGCUGGAGGGCGACUGCCUCCCAACCGCUCAGCAGCGUCCUUCACGAGCCUCCUCCACACACACACCGAUCACCACCCCCAUGAGUCCCCACGGCACAACCCUCAAAGCAUCGCCGCCUCGACCGUUGUCUCUCUCCCACCUAAAAAGUUCACCCCCCCGCCGUGUGUGGUGUGGGGGAGAUCCGACCGCGCUUGUUGGUGGUUUUCCAUUAACGCUUUUACCCCUCGCGUUCUGCCCCCCACCCAACCUCGUUCGAUCUUACGCUUUUACCCCUUUUAAAUUAAGCAUGCAUCGGCCAAGUUUCCCGAGUUCUGGCCACUGAAAUGGUGUCUUCAUUGAUGGGAGCGUGUAUCGUCAAGUGACCAUUACGCAUGCAAGAUUGAAAAUGAACUUUUAUUUGUUAUUAAUGCUUUUGCUACGGAUGUAUUUAGAAUGCGAAUGUUCAGUAAAGCGGGCAUCCGUUUUGCUGUUAUGCCUGAAUUUAGCAUUUGGUCUAUUGAGUGUACAACGUUAAUUAUGAACUGUUACCUCUUGAAAAUGUGUUUUUGCAGAAACAGUGACGGGUGCGCGACCCUGCACUCAAACACGUUCACCGUGCGCCUGCUCAUCAAAGGCAAUAUCUAUCCCCAGGAUGUGUCAGUGGGAGAGUGUGGUGUUGGGGCUAGAGGGCUACCUGCUGCUGCUGCGAGUGGGUUGUCAACUCUCAGCCUUUCACCCAGAGCCAAGCCCGCUCAUGAUUAUCAAAACUAUCAUUGGGCGUGUCACACACGCACGUGUGUGUGUGGUGUGUCUUGGCUUGGCCACUCCGGACACGAUGCAGUAAAUUUACGGAGAGCUCCACGCACACCUCCGUUGGGUGGCGCAUGAGGACUGUGGUCUCAAAAUCUUGGUAUUGUUGUCAUCGGGUGAAACUUUAACACUUUAAAAACGUUUUAUGCACCAUUUCUAAAACGUCGUUUUGUAUUUGCGCUAUUUUUGUUGGGGUUUAGCCGAAGGCUAAUGCAGUGGCGUCAACGGCAAAUUACCCACGAUGCAUCGGUGUCCGUUUUAUUGUUCACCAAGUUGCAUGUGUCGACGCUUCUUUUGACGUUGAAAUGUGACGAGUGAAACGAGAACAAAAACGGAUUGUGAGCAAGAGAUUCCCCUCCCCCCCCCAUGCUGUGCGAACAGCCCUUGCCAUAUCGCUCAUCCCGUCUAGGAAAGUUCAUUGUCGUUCAGAUGCUCGGUUGUUACGCGCUACGUUAACACCUUGCUGCGCGGCAGUGAUUCCUGUUACCGUUUCCGAGUGCUUCCUAUUUUUUUAUUAUUAAUUGUUGUGGCUCGGUGGUGGUGUUUUUACACGAGUAGGGGCCUGCCUCUGUGCGAGUCCUUACAGUCAGGUUCUUACACUGCAGUAGAGGCCGACCGAAAGUGAAUUUCUGGUUUCGGCCGAAACCGAAAGUAAAAAAAUUACUUCGACCGAAAACGAAACUAUGCCGAAAUAGGCAAUUUGCCAACUUUGGGCGCCGAAACCGAAUUUCAGUCGGCCUCUACACUGCAGGUUGCGCCCCUGGCAGGUUCAGAACUUCAGCUGGGUCGAAUGUGUGUGUGUGUACAAGUGUCUGUUCAUUGCCUGUACAGGCAAUAUUUUCAUUAGCGUGGCAUUGCUUAUAUGUCUAAAUAUAUAGUAUAUAUUUUGUUCAUGUACGUAUUUUAUAAUCAUAUAAUGUACACCAACCACUGACCAUUGUCAGAGCAGACUCCCCUGACUUUAAAGAUCUCGACACAUUCGACAAGAAACACUGUGGCCUUGAGAAGGGGAAAAAAAAACUCAUUACACGUGGCGUUUCUGACAAAUGGCUCUUCAUCGCUUUUGAGCAAUCGGCCCUAGCAAAGAAAGGAACGGCCACUGCCUAAAACGACAUUUGGAAAUUAACCUCGGCCCCGCUCCUUUGCUGGACAACAAGAACUACAGAUCAAGUGAGCAUGGUUUAAACUGGGUGGUGUUUUUGUUUGUUGUCUCCGUAAGACAAGGAGGUAGAGUUUACAUCUUCGCAUGGGGGGGGGGGGGGUAGGUGCCUGUUGGCCAUGGCGGAUUUUUGCGGAAACAAAAAAAAGAACCCCGUGAAACUUCGGGCGUUGGAGAAAGAGCUGUUUUUUUUCCAGGUGCGCGUUGGGUGUGCAGCAAGCAAGGGCCACCAGCGAUGGAAACGUUUUCUCAGAGCCAGGCGUGGGGUUUGAAUAUGCCUGCGACGGAGUGAAUAUUGGCUGCAGUGUUUGUGACCUAUUGCAAAGCCAGAGGUGUCCUCGAAAUGCACCAUUUUCGCUCGCUUUUUAAUUGCCAUUGGCUGUUUUGCUUAAAAAUAUAUUUGCUACGUUGACAAUUAAUUUUAGUCCUUUAUCAUCAAGUUAUGUACAAUUGGUAAAAAAAAAAAAUUCGUCCGGGUUUUGGUCGUUAAAAGUUAUCAGCCAGCUUUUUUAGUAAAAAGAAAAAUGUUACGAUGUUUCUUUUACACUAAUACUUGCUGUUAUCGUGUCACAUUCAAGCACAUUCGUGCACAUUGCCUUUCACCAAAUGGAUGACGUUAUUUUCAAAUACAAUUUAGAGUUUAAAAAAA
This is a messenger RNA of Petromyzon marinus (sea lamprey), 7233 nucleotides long. RefSeq names its product methyltransferase 16, RNA N6-adenosine (gene METTL16). The record is from RefSeq and is a predicted model, not a curated record. Gene Ontology annotation, molecular function: nucleic acid binding; 23S rRNA (adenine(1618)-N(6))-methyltransferase activity. Gene Ontology annotation, biological process: rRNA base methylation. Lineage: Eukaryota; Metazoa; Chordata; Hyperoartia; Petromyzontiformes; Petromyzontidae. Gene Ontology annotation, cellular component: nucleus.